Molecule: messenger RNA, 1132 nt
Organism: Diprion similis
Lineage: Eukaryota; Metazoa; Arthropoda; Insecta; Hymenoptera; Diprionidae
Product: NPC intracellular cholesterol transporter 2 homolog a-like
Exons: 3
Coding region: 205-678 (157 amino acids)
Biological process (GO): intracellular cholesterol transport
Molecular function (GO): sterol binding
Source: RefSeq, a predicted model, not a curated record
AUUGUCGAGGCAGGUUGGCAGUGUUCGGUCGAGACCGAGAGCCGUUAGUCGAUACCGAGAGACUCGAGCUGCAGUCGCGAUCGGUUCGAUUUCUCUCUAAAUUCCACAGCCGAUCGUUAAUUUUUCGUAAUUUUUUGGCUUUAGCCCCAAUCGUUUUGACGAAUCUCGCGAUUUAACUUGCCGAUUUACUUUCACGUCGCCAUCAUGAUAAGAGAAAUAUUUGUGCUAUUUAUCGCCACGAGUUUCACCGCCGAUUUCGCCGCCGCAACCACUGUCCUCGAGUGUUCUACCGGUAAGGUGAACAGGAAUCCCAAGGCAGUUUCGAUAUCGAAGUGCGACCAGCCGCCAUGCCUGCUGAAACGAAAGACGACGAUAGACGUCGAGCAGCAUUUCGUCCCGGACAGAGACGUCCAUUCCCUGAAGACUAGCGUCAACGCCGCCGUCCUUGGAGUCUCGUUGCCCUUCGUCGGCGUCGACGGAUCCAACGCCUGCAAUCAGAUUUACAACGUCGACGGCUCGAAGGCGAGCUGCCCGCUGACUAAGGGCACCGAAUACGUAUACAAAAACAGCUUUCCAGUUCUCCAGAUUUAUCCAAGGAUCGCCGUGAAGGUCCACUGGGCUUUGACUGAGGGUCCGGAUAACAUCGCCUGCUUCGAAGUGCCGGCUCAAAUAAUGUAAAAUCAAAAUCCAAAAUGGAGCAAUCGUGCACUACACAUACGGAUCAUUAACUGUUACACAGGUUAUACCAGAAUUCAAUAAUUAUUAGUUAACAUAUGUAAGCGUUUUCAACAUUGCGAUUCAAUUUUUAUUUUUUUUUGUACGAAAUGAUAGGACAUUUUUGAAAAAUUUUUCUUGUUUUUUUUGUCAUCUUCUGUAAGUAGGUAUUUUAAGAUCGGAUAAUCGAUGUAAAAUUUAAAACAAGGGAGAAAGAAGAAACGAAAAAAAAAUUCAAUGAAAUUCCAGCAUGAAUUUUCCGUAAUUUUUUUUUUUAAUUUUCUUCUCUUUUUUAAUCUCAUCAUUCACGGAUCUGUACGUAAGUAUAAAUAAUUUUUAUUACAUGCCUACAUAUAGUAUAAUUAUUACAUGUUAUAGAUGUGUAAGGAAAGUGGAAUAAAAGUUUAUAAAAUUUUCA